AUGGCAGGUCUCCCUGACAAAACGGGAAAAGCUGGUCUUACAGAGGAGGAAGCGAGUCGAUAUGAUCGGCAAAUGAGACUGUGGGGAAUAGAGGCACAACAGAGGAUGCGGAAUUCUACUAUUCUAGUUAUCCGUCUGCGAGGUGUUGCAACAGAGUCCAUAAAGAACAUGGUUUUGGCAGGCAUUGGCACACUCGUGGUUGUUGAUGGAGAAGACGUCGCCGAGGAGGACCUAGGCGCUGGUUUUUUUUAUAGAGAUGAAGAUUUCGGGAAGAACAGGGUUGAUGCUGCCAAGGCAAGAAUAGAAAGCCUUAAUCCACUUGUCAAUGUGGAGACGAUCUCAAAUAGUUCAGCAUUGGAGGGCGAGGAAUUUGAAGCGCUUGUGAGGAGGGUUGACCUUGUGUGCGCUACAGAUUUGGACCAAAACACUCUUGUUCGUAUGAACGCGGUGUGCCGUCAAUUUGAGAAACCCUUCUAUGCUGGAGGUACAUACGGACUUGUGGGAUACAUCUUUUGUGAUUUGCUGCGACACGAAUACCUCGCUCUCGACCGCUCUACACCUCAAGAGCAGGCAAAAACUAUCAAAACGUCAGCUGUCUAUAGUCCUCUGCAAGAGGCUAUUCGUUAUCGCUGGUCCAACCUUACCAAAAGGCAAACGAAGGAGAUUAAUCCUGCCCUUGUAUUUGCCACUCUCGCGCUUUGGCAAUUCCAAUCACUUCACAGACAGCUACCAGACGACAUCACACAUGCUGAUGAACUAGAAGCAACGGCUAACUCCUUGCUGCUGUCCGCGGACGUUAACAAACAAGUCCUUAGCAGCGUGCCCCGCUCCCUUAUCGAAUCAAUUUCGACAACAGCCGGCCACGAGUUCUCUCCCGUUUGUGCAAUUGUGGGCGGAAUGCUAGCGCAAGACAUUCUCAAAGCACUGGGAGGCCGCGAGCCACCCAUUGCCAAUUUUUUCUUCUUCGACGGUAACACCGGAGGUGGUACUGUCUGCCGCAUGAAUAUGCCGUGA
This is a messenger RNA of Laccaria bicolor S238N-H82, 1014 nucleotides long. RefSeq lists its product as uncharacterized. Gene Ontology annotation, cellular component: SUMO activating enzyme complex; cytoplasm. The coding region runs from base 1 to 1014 and encodes 337 amino acids. The record is from RefSeq and is a predicted model, not a curated record. The transcript has 7 exons. Gene Ontology annotation, biological process: protein sumoylation. Lineage: Eukaryota; Fungi; Basidiomycota; Agaricomycetes; Agaricales; Hydnangiaceae. Gene Ontology annotation, molecular function: SUMO activating enzyme activity.